This is a messenger RNA of Paramuricea clavata, 471 nucleotides long. Lineage: Eukaryota; Metazoa; Cnidaria; Anthozoa; Malacalcyonacea; Plexauridae. The record is from the annotation of a GenBank genome assembly.
AUGAAACACAAUUUCCUUAACGCUGUAACAGAAAUGAGCCAAGUUAAGAGUGGAACACUGUAUCUUAUAAGCGACGAACGAGUUGGUAGACAGCGACUUACGGUAACUGUGUAUCGUAAUACUCCGAGCCCCUUUGCCGUGUUUACACGCGAUGGCAGAGCGAAGGUACUUGCAGGAAGGAAUGCUGCAUAUCUAGCACUUAGCGACUGCCAAGUACGAGCAUUAGACGAGAAAGCAUUCACGUUUUGUUCGAAGAAAGAACGAAUUGGAAAAGGGCCAUCGUAUUUGACAUUCGAAGCGAGUUCAACGGAAGAGAGAGACUGUUGGUUAGAUUUAUUCAAGUGUCCUGAUAUGAAGUUAAACAAGACGACACAAUGUUGCAGUUUCUUACCGACAAUUGAAGAAUACGAGGACAGUGAGGAGUCAAGUCACAUAAUGAGUCAUGGGAAAGCUAAUCUCAUUUCUGUGUGA